This is a messenger RNA of Tuber aestivum (summer truffle), 977 nucleotides long. NCBI's taxonomy places the organism in Eukaryota, Fungi, Ascomycota, Pezizomycetes, Pezizales, Tuberaceae. The record is from the annotation of a GenBank genome assembly.
UGGCGCCAAGGAAUCGGACACUGUACUGUACGAGUACUAGUGCGUCCCACGAAAUACCGCAGACAGGUGAAGCAAGCUACGGUAAGUCACUGGCCAAACCCCCGUGGAGGAUACUACCAUAUAGUUACCACAGGUCUGUAAUAAUUAUUAUACAAACAGGCUGUAUCAACAUGGAUCCCGACCAGAGUGGAUAUCACGUUUUCUUCUUUCCACAUUAUCAAAUUCCCCUCUCUCCCAAGCGAUGCCAUCGGGUAUCUCAUCUACGAAAGUAGCUCAACGCUGCACUUUAUCCCUCCUUUUACACCCUAUCAUACCAGUCCCGUGCUGUACUGUACUAGUACCGCACAUACCGAACAAUGCGCACCCCCCCACCCCCCCAGUGGCACAGCCUGCUGGUAUUCGGCGUGCCGGAAGUGGUCGUGAGAGUGGCUAACUUAGAGACGCUAAGCUCGGUGUGAGCAUCCAGAUCUCGUCGCUGGUGUCGGUGGCAGAGGGUUCCCUUGUUUUACUGCUCUGGCUCUUGUUGCAAGUCACGCAGAAAGAGUCGGUAUUGAGGUAUUGAGGGAGGGAAUCUGGCUCAAGAUAUGAAAAGUUUGGAGGUUGAAAAGACCAAUUUGUUGAGAGAGACGGUAUGUUGUCUGCCAUAUAGCACAUAUACCCAAGUCCAUCCUUCUUAUAGCUGCGGUCAGGUCUGGAUACAUCAAGAUGGCUCGCAUUACCACUCAUAUCAUAAUACUCCAGAUUGGAUAGGAGGGAUCCGGACAUCCCUAUACUUUCCAUCACAUUGAAGUAACAAUUUCGACAGUCCUUGCGACAUGAGUUCAUACGGCUAGCCCUUGGAGAGGGAAUAGAGUAGGAGAUUAUGUCACAAUACAACUUCUAGAUACUUGCGCUAGUGGAAGUAAUAGAUGGCCCCCAAGUGAAGUGGAAGUGGAAGGCUACGCACUGAGGGGCCGCCCGACAAAAAACUUUAAAUC